GCCAGCUUUUGUAAAAAAAAGAAAAAAGUACAAAAAUUCCCAAGCAACUUAAGACUCAAGACCAAUGCAACAAUCAUUAAAAUUAAAAGUAAACCACCAACUGUAGCGUGUUAUCAUAAACACAACGAAAUGAGUGAAACCAAGAAGCUACUCGAUGCAUUGCUAUGCGACAUCUACGGCAGGCAAGAGCUCUUGGCCAAGCGAAUGAGGCGCUGUUGCCGGAAUCCUGUCCUCAAGCGAUCCCCGAAAAAGAAGAAAGGACAACUGGCUCAACUGGCCAGCGGCAUGGUCGGUAAUCGGUCCACCCUGGAGCGUCUGGAUGUGCGCAAGCUCAUCGACGUGUGCGCCAUCCUGAAGGUGGAGAUCCUUAUGCUGGGCUAUCUGCUGGAGCGGGUGCUCGUGGCCAGGGAUCGCCUGCAGCGGCAUCAGGAGGUCCUGUGCGAGUUCGUCACUGCCGUGCUCGUCGUGGAGAGUGACGAUGCACAGCCUAAAAUGCGUUUUAGCCUCUCACCACCGCCGCAGAAAGCCAUUACCAGCGCCCGCCUAACCUCGCCCACUAAAAACAGCCUCAGCAGCAGCACCACCCCCCUCACCACCCCCGGCAGCAACAAUAGAAGCCCCAGCAGCACCAAAGCCACCAUGCUGACCCGCAAUGGCGGAGGCCACGGCACCAGCCCCACCGCCUCCGGAUCCGGCCACGCCCCAUCCGCCUCAGCCUCAGCCACAGCCGCUGCCGACGAUGAAGCCACCUCGGAUUACAACCAGUGGCUGCACGCCAUGAAACUGGUGGCCCGCCUGCCCGGAGGCACUCCACCCGAGUUCCGACGCAAGUUGUGGCUCUCGCUGGCGGACAAGUACCUCAAGUCGAAGAACGUGGACUGGGCGCAGCAGCGGGAGAAGUGCUUCUGCGAGGAGUGGCGCGAGGAUGACGAGGAGCUGGGCAUACAAAUCGUCAAGGAUCUGCAUCGCACGGGCUCGAAUCUGUGCACCGGUCCCGCGGGCUCCAUAAACCAGGCCAAGCUGAAGCGCAUCCUUCUGGGCUAUGCGCGUUACAACCCCGAGGUGGGCUAUUGCCAGGGCUUCAACAUGCUGGGCGCCCUCAUACUGCAAGUGAUGGACAAGGAGGAGGAGGAGUCCAUGAAGGUCAUGAUCUACCUGGUGGAGGGCGUUCUGCCCACGGGCUACUUCUACGGCUCGAUGGGCGGCCUGCAGGCGGACAUGGGCGUCUUCCGGGAGUUGAUGCAGACGCGACUGCCACGAUUGGCGAAGCACCUGCAACGCCUCCAGGGACCCGUCGAGAAUGCCUUCGAACCGCCGCUAACCAAUGUCUUCACCAUGCAGUGGUUCCUCACCAUGUUCUGCACCUGCCUGCCCAUGUCCUGCGUGCUGCGCGUCUGGGACCUGGUGCUCAUCGAGGGUAGUGAUGUCCUGCUUCGCACCGCCCUCGUCCUUUGGAGUCUGCUUGAAGAACGUGUGAUCAGUGUCCGAUCUGCAGAUGAGUUCUAUGGCAAGAUGGGCUCCUAUUCCAGCGAACUCCUCAACGGCCACCUCGUGGACUCAAAUGGCCUCAUUGAGCGUGUGGUGAAGCUAGGACCCAUUGCGGAUUUGCGGCAACUGCGGGAUAAGCACCUUUACAACAUUGCCCCGCUGCGGCACAAGCAGGGAUUGCAGCUCUACUACGACGAGGAGGACACCCAUUCGGAUGAGGAGCGCUUGGCGGUGGCAACGGUAUUCGGCUUGAAUUGGGGCAGACGUGGAUCUGUGGGUCCAGCGGCGGCGGGAAAGCAGCAGGUGGAGCAGAAGGAUCGCCUGGCUUUGGAUAUAUCCCUGCUGAAGAAGCAGUACGAUAGGCUGCGCGAGCGCCAGAAGCAAGCGCAUGUCAUCCUGACCACCGCCUGUUCCACCGCAGCCCGUCAAGGAUCGGGUCCAGCGAGCAGCUCCCAGUCGUCGGUUCCGGUCAACCAGUUACUCCUCGGUCGCCCUGCCAUUGUGACCAACAAGGGAAAGCGGGUUGGAGCACCAUUAGGCGCCAUUCCACCUGCGCGAAAGCCCUCCCUUCCCGCUGUCCUCCACACCAAGCCAACUGCAGAGAAACAGCUGCGAAGGGGAGAGACUCUGCUCUGGAGGGACACCGAUCCGAGCCGUAGACGACGAGACAGUCUCACCUGGAAGGAGAUCAAGGCAGAUCGAGCUGCCAUGAUGCGAGAGGGAGCUGAUGUGAGCUCCGUGAGAACGCAGAAGCUUCGCACGCGAUUCGGAAAGAGCGACAGCUCCUCCUACAGCGAGGACAGUGACGGAGAGCAGGAGACUGGGGCAGGAGGGGGAGGAGGUUCCAGCACGGACACCAGCCUCUGUGAUGACGAUGACCCAAAGUCCACGGAGAAGAGUCCCAAGCAGAAGGCCAAGCUAGCACGCAAGCUCAAGGAGCAGAAGCAGUUGGCCGGAUCCAGGGACACGAGCUUGGAGCGACAGAGACCCAAGUCCUGGGCUCCAAGCAGCCAUGAGAUUCCCUUCAUGCUAAUGGGUACGGAUAGUGGCGACGAGAAGGAGGAGAAGGCGGCGAAAGAGGAAGCGGAUACUCGGGAUCAAGCGGAGGAUAGUGCCACGGAGAGCGGUCAUUUCGAAUUUGACCGAGAAUUGCAUUUGGUCAGCUCGAAGAUAGAGCCACUAAAACUCCCUUACGACUCCGAAAUUCCAGACAUUCCUUCCGUUAGUCCCAUACCGACGCCCCGAGAGAAGGAUGAAGCUGAAGAGGAUUUGCUGGAUGAGCGAAAGGCCUUCGAUGUGAGCGAUGAUGGGGUGACAAAUCAGUAUUUCGAGCGGGUGAACAGCGUGGAGCGGCCCAAUCGUCUGGAAUUGUCCUACUCGCUCAACGAGGAAGAGACGGAUACCAAUGCCAUUUACCUAGAGGAGAGGGAAAAGGUUGAGGGGCAUAGUGGCGAUAGGGAAUAUAAUUCCCUACCCCGUUUCUACCCAAGAGAGGACGAUGAUGGUGUACAGGGUGAUGGCAAGGUGCCACAGAUUCGGGACGACAACAUUCCAGGUGAGAACAAGGACGACUACAAAGAGCUCCUGAGCAUGACGAUAGAGGAAAAUGCUGGUUACAAGCCACCACCUUCCACAGCCAGCGCAUUGAGUAAUGCCAGCCGAAAGAGAAGAGAUCCUCGCCGCAAAACCUUGACUCGCUCAUCGACCAUUGAAAUCGAGGAACGCUACCAGGCUCUGGAGCGCAGGAUCAGCCAAGAGCAGCCAAGUGGAGAUCGUACAUUGCCAUUACAAGCCAAGUACAUUCCCAGCACCGCAGCUCUUGAGGAGCGCUUCAACACCCUUGAAAAGCAACUGAGUGCCGAGAAGCAACGCAAGGAGCAGACCGAUAUGGACGCUGACUAUCCAGUUAAACCCGAGCGUAUUCCCUCCACCGCCGACCUGGAGUCCCGCUUCAAUUCCUUAACAAAGCAAAUGAGUUCCAGCGAAUCUAGUUCCAAAACUCCCAUCGAUCUCAAGGACGAGGACCGGCCCAGUGGGAGCAGCUCCAAGAAGCAGAAGGAUAGCGAAAAAACCAGCAAGCUGCACCAAUCCGAGGAACCUGAAUCGAACACAAAGGAAUCCACAGAAGAAACAGAAACCAGCGAUAGCAAAGAAGUUGAAAGUGAUGAAAAGAAAGCGGAGCAGCCACGCCUCAAGAAACUUCCAUCAACUGCAGAGCUGGAAGAUCGGUUUAAUGCCCUAGAGCGCAAAAUGAGUGUCCAGAAGAGCAGCCCAUCCAAGAACAAGAAAGAGCCACCCGAUGAAGGAGAACCGAAGUCUACAAAGGAGCCAGAGAAACCAGAGGAGUCCGAAAAGGAAAUUGAGAAGUCUUCGGGCUCUCAAUCACCCAUGGCUACAAAGGAUCCUAAAGACAGUGAUCAGAAAAAACCUGAAACUAAGGAGACAACUCGAUCACCAACUGAAAACCAAGAUCAGAAAGUCAAGGAUAAGUCCCCGAAAAGUGAAGAGAGUGUUGAAAAGGAAACCUCUAAGUCGAAAGAGGAUUCACAAGAAUCGGAAACUAAAAAGGUGGAAGCCAAUCAAAAGCUUAGCUUAGAAAAAGGUAAUAAUACAGUUAAAGAAAAAAGGGAAGAAGCUCCUGAGAAAAGCGAUAAAGAAACGGCUGAAACCAAAAACGAAAAUGUCGAAAAUGACUCGUCAAAAAAAAGCGAUUCUCAAAAGAAAGAAGCCUCUAAGACUUCGGUUCCUGAAGCUGAGUCUGAAUCCAAACCCGCUUCUAAAGAAAACUCAACUACUAAAGAUGUGGAACUGGAGAAGACUCCUCGAAAAUCUCCACCCUCCACAGAGGAAUUAGAAAAACGCUUUAAUGCCUUGGAAAAACAGAUGAGUACCACCAACCUAGAAACAACUAAAGAACCUGAUCAAACUAAAUCAGCAACCAAAAGUCAAUCCUCGAGUGCUGAAGAAAAGACACAGAAAUCCAUGAAAUCUUUUGACGACAAAAUCAAACAAGUUAAUGUGGCUAUCGAAAAGGAGCAGAAGAGAGUGGAAGUGGAAGAUCCUGCUGCAAAGAAGCGUAAGAACGUUGAAGAAAGUGGCAAAGUGGUCAACAACCAAAUGAAAACCCCAAAAACCAAGGAAGAGGAUUCUCAGCAACCAGAAGGGAGUCAACAAAAGGGUAAGAAUCAGCGACGAGCUUCUGAGCCACCGUCAACGGAGGAUCUCGAAAAGCGUUAUGAAACCCUGAAGCGUCGCAUGAGUAGCAAGAAUCAGUUUAGCGAAACCGUGGACGAAGCUCUCGAGCGGAUCCAGCAGGAGGUUAUCUCCGAGUCGGUGGAGGAAAAGAAGCCACCACCAUCGACGGAGGAUCUGGAGAGUCGCUUUGAGGCACUGCAGGGAGAUAAGAAAAACGUGGAAUCCAAAAUGAGCGAAACCAAGCACGUCGAUGUGGCCAUUGAGGCGCAUAUUCCAUCGCCACCUCCACCGCCACCACCACCAAAGGAACGUCCUGUCCUGGCCGAGCCGGUACUCCACCAGCAACAGGCUCUGAUCGAGGAGCUGCAGAGCAAGAUGCGUGGCCAAUCACCCGGCGAGGAGAACCUGAAGCCCAGCGAGAUAAAUCCGCAGAGGAGACAGCGAAAGCUACUGCAACGACCCACGCCCAUGGGCGAUGAGACCUCGGAAGCACCUGCAAACACGGCUUACUACAGAGCGGCAAACCACGAACAAUGGCAGCAGCGCAUGGUGCGUCGGUUCUCUGAUUUACCCUCUCGGGCCGAUCUGGAGAACCGAUUGCAGUUCCUGGAGAGGCAACUCUACAAGAAGUUCUACAAGCAGCGCUGUGCAAGUGAUUCCGAAGUUGCAUCGAGGGUCAAACUUCCGCCCGAGGACCAGCCGAGCACCUCUCGGCAGGCCAAGGAACUGGAAGCCGAAGGACAGCUGGAGCAGCGUGUCCUCGCAUUGGAGAAGCAGCUGAGCGAGAACAGUCUCAAGUUGCUGGAAGCGAUGAGGGAGCGCCAAAGGUCAGCAGACGACAGUGGCUCCCCCAGGCGACUGAGCACUGAGACAAUCGACGCCACCGGCAAGGAGCUCGUUAGAUACACCCAGAACAUUGGCGAGCUGGAGGAGGUCGACGCCCACAAGCCCAUCAACAUAAGCAUCAACAUCAAGAUGCUGGUCAACAAAGACAAUGAGUCCAAGCAGCCCAAGGCUGAGUCCAAGCCGACAACAGAAGAUCUGACGCGUCGCCUGGAGCAAUUGGAGCAGCAACUGCUGGAGGAACGGGCCAAGAAUGGCUCGAUCCCACCAGAAAAUGAAGUGCUCGAGGAGAAGCCAGAGAAGCUCGAGGAAAAGGAUUCCUGCAAAAAGCAGGAGAAGAACUGCCACAAUCAGCAUGUCAAAGGUGAUGAAGUCGAGAAAGCAGAAGUGCUCGCUGAGAGAAAAAUUGAACCUGCAGCGGCUAAGGAGACCAAAACCCUUGAAAAUGAAGAGAAAGCUCAGGCUCGAGCGAAAGAUGUGGAUACUCAAAAAUCUGUUAAAGGUCAGAAUGUAGUGGAUGAUACAAAAUCUGUUAAUGAUCAGAAUGUAGUGGAUGAUACAAAAUCUGUUGACAGCCAGAAAGCAGUGGAUGAUACAAAAUCUGUUAAAGAUCACAAUUUAGUGGGUGACAAAAGAGCAGAUGGUGAAAGUUUGGAUAAAAAAGACAAAUCUCCUGCUAAGGGAAAAUCAGAAGAUGACAUUAAACAGAAGUCGGAGGCCAGCAAAGCUGAAGUCCCUAAAGAAACAUCCACCCAAGGGAAACCUUCCGAAACUAAGUUGGAAAAACGCAUAGCUAAGGACCCCGUUCCUAAGGAAGCUUCAACAAAAGAGGCUUCCCCCAAAAGGGAAACUCUUAAAAGUGAGGAACCCAAAUCCAAAGAAAAGGAAGCGACCAAAACUGAAACAAAUAAAUCAAAAGAAACCUCCUCAGUGCCGGUCUCCACCAAAGAAAGCAAAGUAUCGAGCAAACAACUGCCAGAAAAAAAGGAAACAAUCAAAGACUCUGCUUCCAAAGAACUGCCCGAAAAAAUGGUAAUCGAUUCCACAGAUGUAGGACCCAUGGAUGCCAACGGCAAAACGGUGGUACUGUUAAUGGACAACGAGCACAGAGCUUCGAAGGUUCGCAGAUUGACCAGGGCCAACACGGAGGAACUGGAGGAUCUUUUCCAGGCCUUGGAGAAACAGCUCAAUGAUCGAAAUCUUGUCAAAUCCGAAGAUGGUCGACUGAUACGAGUAGAUCCCAAGCCAAGCGCCGAGCAAGAGGAGCAGACUCAGGCUAUCUCUGAUCUCACCAAGCAAAUCGAGGAUUUUACCAGCGCCAAACCUGAGGAGGAGAACCCGAAGGAGGCGACCAAGGAUGACAAGCCGGAGCCCGAAGAGCCGGAGGACUACGACUGGGGACCCAACACUGUGAAACACCAUCUGAAACGCAAAACAGUCUACCUGCCGUCCACCAAGGAGCUGGAGUCGCGCUUCCGCUCUUUGGAACGCCAGAUAAAACUGCUCGAGGAUGUGGAAAAGAUCGAUGUGGAGCAGCGGUUGAGUGAAAUCGAGCGUAAAAUUAAACUGCAGUACUCGCUUUCCCACGAAAAGGAUUUGAACAAGUACUUGGAACUGUGUGAGGGUAAGGGACUGGAUGACGAUGAACCAUUGCCGGUGGAAACUCCAACGAAGGCGGAGGAAACUACCGCAACUCGAGAUCGGUCUCGUAGUCCUGGGCGCAGAGCGGUGGCUACCAAAUCUCCAUAUACUUCUCCAUCGCGAAAGGCCACCAUUAAAACUCCACAUACUUCUCCCACCCGGAAGCCAAUCAUCAAAUCUCCCUAUACAUCUCCUUCCCGAAAGUCUGCCAAAUCCCCGUAUACGUCGCCCUCCAGGAAUCGACAGAGAUCACCUUCUCCAACUCGAUCGCCGGAAAGGAAGCCGAAGCGAAGUCCCUACACUUCACCAGCCCGUCGCAAGCCGCAUCCUAACGAUCUGCCCAUAUCAGAUGAUUUGGAGUACAAGUAUCGAGUACUGGAUUUGGUCAGAUCCAAAUCCAAGGAGAACUUGGCCAAGCGAAUGAACGAUCCCAACAGAAAACCGGCCAUUCAUCCGCUGGAAAUGAUUCUUAGUCCCAGUCCGGAUACGGAGGCGAUCCCCACAACCGGAGAACUAGAGCACAGAAUACGUGUCCUGGAUGAAAAGCUCAGAUCGCCAGCCAAAACGCGUUCAAAGUCGCGCUCUCGAUCGCCAACCAUCGAAGACAUAAAACGACAGAAGAUGAGAGAUGAGCAAAAGCCCAGGACUCCGGUUCACAAUCUAGAGAGGAUUGUCAGUUCGCCUGGCAGACCAGAACCACCCACUGCCGAAGAGCUCGAGGAGCGCAUACGCAUCCUGGAGCAGGAGCAUAAGUUUGACUUUAAGACCCAGAAGGACUACAAGGCAUUCAAUCAAAAGCUCAAGGACGUCAUCUCACCCUCGCUCUCCUUCGACGAAUUCCGGGCAGCCAAGUCACGUGAGCAAAGUCCCCGGCGCCAUGGCCCCACUACGCCCAAGUCCGCUCUGCGUCGCGAUGAUUUCGAUGAGGGCUACUGUGGCGGUGCCCACACAACCACCCACUAUCGCCCCACCAGCCCCAAGGUCAUUCGGUUCCGGGACGAGGACGAGAACGAGGAUGAGGACCAGUUUGAGGAAGCACCCAGACCGAAGUCGCGUCAGACCAGCGAUCGAAUGGUGGGCAGCACUCAUGACGUUUUGGAUUGUUUGGAGGAGAAUACUAAAAUUCUUCAACGUAUUCUUAAGAAGACUCUUGCAGAUCAACCAUCGGCCACUCGCAGCUACGCCAGCAGCUCGGAGGGUCUGGAUGCCUUGGGUAGUCGUCUCAUGAGGGAAACCUCUCCGAUUACCCGAACCGGAACCCAUACGGGCGUACCACUGCGAACGGGGGAGAACAUAAACGACCGCCUGAGUUCGAUCAAGAACUCCAUCAAAUCGAUCGACACGCUGUGCGAGGAGAAGCCGUACCAGAAGGAGAAGUGCCAGCGGUACAUUGACUCACUGUUCACGGACUCGCUGCACUUUGCCAGCAAGAAGAGCUCCCUGGAGGAUCUCAGUCUCAGCCGCAGUCUUAGUCGCAGCGAGAGCCGGGGUAGGAGCAUUCACAGAACUGGAGACUAUGCACCUUCGAUAAGGGUGACCUCCGAACACCGAUCCUUGGGCUCGGCGGACUCGCGAAGGAGUCCCUUGGGCAACCGGGACACGAGUCCCGUGCACCACAGAUCGCACAGGGAUGUCAGCCGGGAGCUGUCGCCGCGACGAAGACGCUUGGAGGAGGAGGAUGAGGAGCGUAAGGAUCGGGAGAGCAGUAGGGUAAGACGUGAUAACUUGUUGCCAAAUUAUUUUGCUGAUAAUCGUAGCGAACUAAGUAGCGGGAGUAGUUUAACCGGGUUUAACCACAAAGUAGAUAGACAACUAGAAGAGACGUGCGCCAAGUAUGCGGACGAUCGACGCUCGGCCUGUCGCACACCGUUGAGCCACCCGUACGAGUCCCGCACCACAGCCACACGCCACAGCCACACAGAUCCAGUCCAGAUCCCAGCCAAACCAGCAGGAUCCGCCACUGCAACCGAUAGUUUCCCCCGGCCAGUGUCGCCAUAUCGCCAGCCGUACGAUCCCUACCAUCGGUCCCCCGGUGGUGCCGGUGGCACACCCCUCUAUCAGCCCGGCAAGCUGGAGAUCCGCCACACCACCGUCACCUCGACCUUCUACGAUCGGUUCCUCACUGAGAAGCAGAUCGAGCGGCAGACCCACUCCCGGCCGCCCAGUCGUUCUCCAGUGGUCUCACCCUCGGUGCCAGCCAAAAGCUACGUGGAUUUGAGCAGCACCACCUCAGCCACAUCCAGCACCACCGCCACUAGCACCACCGCCUCCUCAUUCAUGUCCAGCAGCUAUGCGGGCCCCUCCUUCUCGCUGCCCUCGGCCAGCAACUAUUCCUAUUUGAAUCCGGUUUCGGGUUCGGGUUCAGGUUCGGGCAUCUCCUCCAUUUCGCCGCGCGCCAGUUGCUCGGAUCUCCGCUCCACCACCAGUGGCCCCACAUCCACCAGUACCACCUCCGCAACCACCUCUUCCUAUGUACCCUACAAUUUCACCAGCUCCUUCACAUCUCGCUUGAGCGAUCCCAGUACCACUUCCACUGCGAGUGCAGUGAGCACUAGUUCCCUUACCCAUUCCACGGGCGUCUACAAUCCCAUGAUGUCCUUCACGCUGAGGGAACCACUGGCCAGCAGUUCCCUGGGUGGUGCAAGUGCCUCUACAUUGCUACCGUUUCAGUUUAACAGAACCUUCACCUCCAACUUCGACAAGGAACAGAACAAACAAUAGAGGGAUGCACAUCAAUCGUUAACCAAAGGUUGUCCAUACACAUUACAAAGCCCCCACUGAGGAUUCAAAACGUUGAUAUAUUCCAAGAAAUCAAGCUCAAAAUUCUAGCACUGAGAGAAAAAUCUGUCUAAAAACAUUUAAAUUAUUCUUCAGAAGUUUUCUUUUAAAGUUUAUGCUAAAUUUUUUGUGCUUCCAAAGAUAUCAAAUAAUCUACAAUUGUCUUAAAGUUAAAUGGUUGCCACUUUCCCAACUACUUGUACCAAGUUUGCUGAUUUUAGUUAGGUUUUUAUCUCAGUCAGCCUAACUUUCGCUAAGCAAUAUAAAUAUAGAAACUAUAAAUAACAAUUAAAUACCUAAACACAUAUAUAUCUACAAGUAUAUACAUACCUUGCAAUUCGGAUAUUUAUUCUUCAAGCAACUCUUGCACCAAACCAUUUUGGCUUCUUGCAACUUACCUCAUCUACAUUGACAGCACCAGCAACUCAACUAUUCAUAACUUAGCAAAGAUUUUUAUACAAUAUAUAUAUCUACGUAUAUACAAAGAUACAAAAUAUAGCUAUCGAAACUGUAACCAAAUGCGAAGAGGAGGGCAAGAUGUUAAUCCAACUUUUUUCAGCGUUAACCAAAAGUUUAGCUCUAAUUCCUUUAACAACUUUGACUUUAGAACACUCAAUUAAACUUAAACUUUUCCUUAAAAUGAACUAAUCAAUUUACAUGGUUUACACUAGCCAACAAAUACCCAAGAAAACAAUAUACACACACACACACACUUUGAAACGGUGUAAAACUGAAGGUGCAUUUUUGGGCCGAGUUAGUCGAGGAUGCUAAACCUAAUUAUUAUUCAAUUACGUUAACUGACUGACCCAAGCCGUUAGAUAAGUUUAUCCAACAUUGUUAAAUACACACGCAGCCAUAUAUGUACCUAUACCAAUUGAACGAUAUAUAUUGUAUUUAAUUACAUACACAUACCGAUUGCAGUUGUUGAAUUUCAAUUAUGCAAAAGACACGAUAACGACUAUGAAUAAUAAGCAAGAAAAGGCAAACCCGAAUGCAAACGGCUAUAGAAACAAUUAUCACUCGCGGCUGAGGAGCCGAAAGUUAAUCAAAACGAUUAGGAAAAU
Molecule: messenger RNA, 11009 nt
Organism: Drosophila teissieri
Lineage: Eukaryota; Metazoa; Arthropoda; Insecta; Diptera; Drosophilidae
Product: titin homolog
Exons: 9
Coding region: 130-9888 (3252 amino acids)
Cellular component (GO): endoplasmic reticulum
Source: RefSeq, a predicted model, not a curated record